This is a messenger RNA of Penaeus vannamei (Pacific white shrimp), 1295 nucleotides long. It is a transcript of the gene tex, whose product is annotated as THO complex 3 homolog tex. Gene Ontology annotation, cellular component: THO complex part of transcription export complex. The record is from RefSeq and is a predicted model, not a curated record. Gene Ontology annotation, molecular function: protein binding. NCBI's taxonomy places the organism in Eukaryota, Metazoa, Arthropoda, Malacostraca, Decapoda, Penaeidae. Gene Ontology annotation, biological process: mRNA export from nucleus.
AGGCGCUCAGUGUAAACAAACCGAGAGGAAAGGCAAGAUGGGGUCGUCAUAUAUGGCUUAUUUUGAGGAGAUGAAAAGCUACUUCCAGACGCACAACAAGCAAAAGGAGUACAUAGGACACAACUCUAAAGUCCACACUAUCGGCUGGAAUGCAGAUGGGAGACGGCUGGCUUCGGGAUCUUAUGAUAAAUGCGUGACAAUCUUUGUGUUUGACGUCCAUCGGGAAACGCUGAGAAAAGACUACACAUACAAGGGCCAUGGUGACAGUGUGGACCAACUGUGCUGGCACCCCACGCACUCAGAGCAGCUCACCUCGGCCAGUGGGGACAAGACAGUCAGAAUAUGGGACACAAGGACACACAAAUGCUCUGCCACUAUAAAUACGAAAGGUGAGAACAUCAACAUCACAUGGUCUCCAGAUGGUCAGACAAUUGCAGUUGGGAACAAAGAGGACCUGGUGUCAUUCAUAGAUGUCCGUAGCCAAAAGAUCCGCCACGAGCAGCAGUUCAAGUUUGAGGUCAACGAGCUGUCAUGGAACAAUGCAAAUGACCUCUUCUACCUCACCAAUGCUCAGAGUGGGCAAGGAUAUAUUCAUAUAUACAACUACCCAGAGAUGGAGUUGGUGCAUUCUAUCCAUGCCCAUCCCGGCAACUGCAUCUGUAUUAAGUUUGAACCCCAAGGUAGAUACUUUGCCACGGGAUCCGCCGAUGCUCUUGUUUCUAUAUGGGACGCCCAGGAACUCUACUGCAAGAGGACAUUACCUAGAUUGGAGUGGCCUGUUCGUACUUUGAGCUUUUCCUACGAUGGCCAGCUUUUAGCAUCAGGAAGCGAGGACCAGACCAUAGACAUAGCACACGUUGACACAGGGGAGAGAGUUGCACAUAUUAGUGUGGCUUAUCCAACCUUUACUUUAGCUUGGCAUCCACGACUCUUUCUGUUGGCAUAUGCCUGUGAUGACAAGGAUGACCGUGAGCGAGACCGAGAUGCAGGAACGGUGAAGCUUUGGGGUCUGUCCGGAGAACGGAGCUGAUUUCUGGUCCUACUUUUUUGGUUUUGAUAAAUGUGAUUUUUAUUUUUAUUUUAUAAACUUGAGUAGGUGUAGUUGAGAGUACAAAAGGGAAGAAAGAGAUACUCUAUUGCUACAUUGUACACCAGUCUUCUCUAAAGAGAUGUUAAUUUUGUUCAGUAAAACUUCGGCAUAAUACUGUAUUACUGUAAGUCGUCAUUAAAUUAAUAGAUUAUAUGUGCAUUGUUUGUUUCUUUGGAUACAUGGACACAAAUAAAGUUUUUUUUAA